AUGUGGGGGUUCAGGCGCCUGUGGUUCCCGCCGCCGCCGCCGCCGCCGCUGCUCGGACUCGGGGCCGCCAGCUCGUCCAGCCUGCCGGCCAGAACCAUGAGCCAGGAUGGCCGCGGCGGGCCGCCAGGCGCCCCCUCGGCGGAAGGACGCCGCCCGCGUUGCCUGCACUUGUCCGCGGUGCCGGGGGCCGACCCGCAGCGCUGCAACGAGUUGCUCCUGCUGGCGGCGGCGGCGGGGGAGGGAGCGGAGCAGCGGGGCCUCCCGCAGGAGCCGGCCACCGAGGAGCCGCCGCCCCAGCAUCACGUCCUCUAUUUCCCCGGGGAUGUGCAGAAUUACCAUGAAGUUAUGACUCGUCAUCCUGAGAAUUAUCAGUGGGAAAACUGGAGUCUAGAAAACACUGCCACAAUUUUAGCCCAUCGGUUUCCCAACAGUUAUAUUUGGGUAAUAAAGUGUUCCCGAAUGCAUUUGCACAAGUUCAGCUGCUAUGACAAUUUUGUGAAAAGCAACAUGUUUGGUGCCCCAGAACACACCCCUGACUUUGGAGCCUUUAAGCACCUGUAUCUGUUACUAGUUAAUGCUUUUAACUUAAGUCAGAAUGGUUUGCUGUUGAAGAACAGGAAUGUUUGGAAUAAGAAUUCUGAAGCAUCUAACUGUAUGUCUACUUCUACUAGUAAUGGUUCCCAGGGAGAAAAAGAGAGGACCUGUGAAAAGUUUUCUCCACCAUCACUAAAUGGUGCAUCAUUUACAUUGAUUGGAUUCAGUAAAGGUUGUGUUGUUUUGAAUCAGUUGCUGUUUGAAUUGAAAGAAGCCAAGAAAGACAAGAACAUAGACACUUUCAUCAAAAGCAUAAGAACAAUGUAUUGGCUGGAUGGCGGUCAUUCUGGAGGAAGUAAUACUUGGGUUACAUAUCCAGAAGUCCUAAAAGAAUUUGCACAAACAGGUAUUACUGUUCAUACUCAUGUAACACCUUAUCAAGUACAUGAUCCAAUGAGAUCCUGGAUUGGAAAGGAGCACAAAAAAUUUGUUCAGAUACUUGAAGAUUUUGGUGUGCAGGUGACUAGCCAAAUUCAUUUUGCAAAUGAAACUCCGUCCAUAGAGAAUCACUUCAGGGUUCAUGAAGUAUUUUGAAACUACAAGAAUAUUAAUGGACUUGUUUAGUGGAAAAGCAUAAGCACUUUGUUGUAAGUUCUCACAAUGAGAUAUAAGAUAUAAUUCAUUAGAUUCAUUGAGUUUGGGAGCAGGGAGGAGCACACAUUCCUAAAAUAUGAGUGUAAUGUGCAGUAGGAUUCCUUGCAUGUGAAUGUUUUAAAUUGUAGAGUGGAUUAAAACUGAUUGGAAAUCUAAGAAUAAUUUAUGUAAUUAUAUGAGGAGAUGUGGGACCCUUAAAAAUUAAAAAAAAACAAAACAAAACAGUAGAGUCCUUUUAAAA
Messenger RNA from Jaculus jaculus (lesser Egyptian jerboa), 1429 nucleotides. It is a transcript of the gene C4H2orf69, whose product is annotated as chromosome 4 C2orf69 homolog. The record is from RefSeq and is a predicted model, not a curated record. The coding region runs from base 1 to 1128 and encodes 375 amino acids. Gene Ontology annotation, cellular component: mitochondrion. The transcript is spliced from 2 exons. NCBI's taxonomy places the organism in Eukaryota, Metazoa, Chordata, Mammalia, Rodentia, Dipodidae.